Molecule: messenger RNA, 2584 nt
Organism: Oncorhynchus keta (chum salmon)
Lineage: Eukaryota; Metazoa; Chordata; Actinopteri; Salmoniformes; Salmonidae
Product: buccalin-like
Exons: 2
Coding region: 1616-2194 (192 amino acids)
Source: RefSeq, a predicted model, not a curated record
CACUACCACUAUGCUAUUCUUCUGACUGUCUGCCCAGAGGAUUCUGUGGUUAGGUUCACUCACCUGGCUGUGUUUACACAUUCUGAUGAUGUUUCUGUUAUUGUGUGUGUCCUGCUGCUAUGAUAAAACAACAUAUUUGCUUGAAGCUGAGUUAUAUUACAGCCUUUGAUGAACAUGGAUGAGUCAGAAAUGCUAAUAUAAUAUAUCUUUAAUUUUUCUAAGUUGAGAGCUCUGCCCUUUACUCAAACAUUUAUUUAGGGGAAGAAUGUUUAUGUGUAUGACUGAAAUGUGAGGUCAGCUAGUAGCUUUCUGAACCAUUUGGCUCUGGCUUUAACCUCAUAUGGCUGCAUCCCUUUGUUCUCAAUUUCCACCUGAAGACACCCUGAGACAGGCAACAGUACUCAUUAACUGUGACUUCAUGUAGCAGCUUCUCUUGACCUGCAGGGGGCAGACCUGUGCUGUUACUGGAAACCCUCACCAUUGAAUCAGUGCUUUUAUUAGAGCAGCAAAAAACAAGCUGUAUUCAGCUAAUGAGCUCAAAUUAUAGGCUCCUUUUCCACGAUUCCUGAGUGAAAACGUACAAUUAUAUAUAAGAUGUCCUGCUCUUUAUAAACAAAGACGAUUCAGGGUCUGUGAGAACUGCAGCUUUCUCUGUAGAAGUCAUUAGGAGUCAUUAUUACUAAGAUUACUAUUGCAGUAUGUUCUCAUACAUAAUAUGAAUAUACAAUAUAUGGCCUUUACAGAGCUGUGUGAGGCGAGAGAGGUCCUAUGCUUACCUACUGCCUCCCUGGGGACCUCAAGUGAGAGCUGUUGAAAGGGGGUGUAUGAGAGACCACAGAUACCUCUCUGUUAGAUAGAGUAUGUAUCACAUUUACGCUUACUUGACCUUGUGUUCACAAACACAUACCUCAUACUGACUGUGUGGAACCAGGCCAGAUGCAUGGUAUGUUCUGUGUGAUUCUACCAUUCCCCCUGCUAGUGCUAAAUAUGUCAUGUUUUUCAUGGCAGUUUUCAUAGCAGCAGGCAGGACCACAGGAGGUUGGUGGCAUCUUAGUUGGGAAGAACCGUCUCGCUCUAAUGACUGGAGCGGAAUCAGUGGAAUGGUAUCAAAUACAUCAAACACAUGGUUUCCGUGGUUUCCAGGUGUUUGAUGCCAUUCCAUUCGCUCCGUUCCAGACAUUAUUUUGAGUCGCUCUCCCCUCAGCAGCCUCCACUGGGCAGGACAUGAUUGGUAUUAGGUUGUAUACAGGUGUUGUGGUGUGUUCCAUGGGUCUGUGUGUGUGCAUGUGUUACUGUUCGUGUGAGAGAGAACUCUGACCUCUGUCCGCCAUCUGUGUAAAAGCCAGGCAGCAUUGAUGACAGUAGGUGAUACAUCUCCCAGAUGUUUAUCAGAGAGAGAUGAGUGUUGUCUUAAAAACUCAUCUAUCCAGCCUCCCUCACCUCCCUCCUUCCAUUGCUCCCUCCCUCCCUGCCACCAUGCACUCCUGUCAUUGUGUCAACCAAGAACAUGUCCCCUAAACCCUGGGACUGGGCUAGAAACUGCUGCAUCUAAACGGUCACUCAACAGGACAUUUAAAAGACCAACUUAACCAGAUGUGGUUGAAGUAGAAGUUUGAUGGACCUGGACCAGGGGUUUGGACCAGGAGUUUGGACCAGGAGUUUGGACCAGGAGUUUGGACCAGGGGUUUGGACCAGGGGUUUGGACCAGGAGUUUGGACCAGGAGUUUGGACCAGGGGUUUGGACCAGAGGUUUGGACCAGGAGUUUGGACCAGGAGUUUGGACCAGGAGUUUGGACCAGGGGUUUGGACCAGGAGUUUGGACCAGGGGUUUGGACCAGGGGUUUGGACCAGGAGUUUGGACCAGGAGUUUGGACCAGGAGUUUGGACCAGGGGUUUGGACCAGGAGUUUGGACCAGGAGUUUGGACCAGGGGUUUGGACCAGGAGUUUGGACCAGGGGUUUGGACCAGGAGUUUGGACCAGGAGUUUGGACCAGAGGUUUGGACCAGAGGUUUGGACCAGGAGUUUGGACCAGGAGUUUGGACCAGAGGUUUGGACCAGGAGUUUGGACCAGGAGUUUGGACCAGAGGUUUGGACCAGGAGUUUGGCAGCCCUGCUGUGGUUCAAGUGAAACAGAGAUACAAAUCUCCAGUGUUCCCUUACAGCCUGCCCAAAGCCUCUUCAGGGGUUAGUUAGAGCAUAGAGCCAACACACAGUGACAAUGUCAUAUACAGAUUAUGCUCUCUUCCCUCCUUGCUCUCUCUCUGGCUCCCCCGUCUCUCUCUCUCUCUGGCUCCCCCGUCUCUCUCUCUCUCUGGCUCCCCCGUCUCUCUCUCUCUCUCUCUGGCUCCCCCGUCUCUCUCUCUCUCUGGCUCUCCCGUCUUUCUCUCUCUGGCUCCCCCGUCUCUCUCUCUCUCUCUCUCUCUGGCUCCCCCGUCUCUCUCUCUCUGGCUCCCCCGUCUCUCUCUCGCUGGCUCCCCCGUCUCUCUCUCGCUGGCUCCCCGUCUCUCUCUCGCUGGCUCCUCUGUCUUUCUCUCUCUGGCUCCCCCGUCUCUCUCGCUGGCUCCCCCGUCUCUCUCUCUCUGG